Molecule: messenger RNA, 1428 nt
Organism: Cotesia glomerata
Lineage: Eukaryota; Metazoa; Arthropoda; Insecta; Hymenoptera; Braconidae
Gene: Arpc1
Product: actin-related protein 2/3 complex subunit 1A-B
Exons: 6
Coding region: 251-1357 (368 amino acids)
Biological process (GO): Arp2/3 complex-mediated actin nucleation
Cellular component (GO): Arp2/3 protein complex; actin cytoskeleton
Molecular function (GO): actin filament binding
Source: RefSeq, a predicted model, not a curated record
AACUAAUCUGUCUUUGUUUAUUACCAUAGAGUGUUUCAAAAACCUCCUAUUCAUGGGAGGCUAUAAUUAACUGUAAAUUAUAAAUACUUCGAAAAUUCGUGUAGACUGACCAUAGUCCACGAAUUUUCAGUAUUUUCAGAACAUAUAUUUUUAAAAUAUAAUUCUUAAUAUUGUUAUAAAAAAGAAGUUAACUUUUGUUGACCACACCCUUAUAUUUAUUUGUUUAUGAUUUUAAAUAUUCAGCUGAGAAAUGACGGAUGUUCAUAACUUGGGAUUAGACAUUAUUACUUGUCACGCUUGGAGUAAAGAUCAAACAGAAGUAGCAGUAUGUCCAAAUAGCAAUGAAGUCCAUGUUUAUAAACAAUUGAACUCAGGUUGGAAAUCAACUCAAAUAUUGGAGGCUCACCACAUGAAUGUUAUGUGCCUUGAUUGGGCUCCUAAAACUAAUCGAAUAGUAACAUGUGGAGCUGACAAAGAUGCUUAUGUUUGGAACCAAGAUGAAAGUGGAAAAUGGAUACCAGCAUGGGUUAUUUUGAGAAUGAACCGUGCAGCCGUUUGCGUAAAAUGGUCUCCAUUAGAGAAUAAAUUUGCGGUUGGUUCAGGAGACAGAAUGAUAGCUGUCAGUUAUUUUGUUUCGGGUAAUAAUUGGUGGCUUUCAAAGCAUAUAAAACGACCGAUUCGAUCAACUGUAACAGCAAUUGAUUGGCACCCAGAUAAUAAAGUAAUUGCGUCAGGCUCAACUGACUUUAAAGUGCGAGUAUUUGGUGCUUAUAUUAAGGAAAUGGAAGAUGCACCGAGUUCUGGGCCAUGGGGAGCUGAAUCACCAUUGGGUACUUUACUUGCUGAAUUUCCCAAUUCAACAAAUGGUGGUGGUUGGGUUCAUUCAGUUGCAUUUAGCCCAACAGGCAACAAACUUUGUUGGGUUGCUCAUAAUUCAUCUAUUUGUGUCGCUGAUGCAACCAAAGGCAAUGCUGUUAUGAGACUUUACACUGAGCAUUUACCCUUUUUAAGUUGUGUUUGGAUUGGACCCAAUUUGAUUGUUGCAGCAGGGCACAGCUGCAUGCCGAUGCUUUACUCAUUCGACUUAAAUGGCCAGCUAUACUUUGUGUCGAAAUUAGACAAUUCACAGAAAAAAGAAGCCGCUGGUAUAUCCGCUAUGAGGAAAUUUCAAUCACUCGACCGACAAGCUAGAACAGAAACCAAUGAUAGUGCACUUGACAGCAUCCAUCAAAAUACAAUAACAUGUGUCCGUAGAGUUUCUUCGAGCCAGUUUAGUACUAGUGGCUUAGAUGGUCAACUAGUAGUUUGGGACUUGAAGGUCCUCGAAAACGCCAUGGCUGGUUUGAAGAUUAUUUAAUUCGUUAAGUUUUUUACAUGAUUGUACAUCAUUUACAACGAUAUAUUAUUAUUGAAAUAAAUACAAGAUGA